Messenger RNA from Sphaeramia orbicularis (orbiculate cardinalfish), 1022 nucleotides. RefSeq lists its product as uncharacterized. Gene Ontology annotation, biological process: T cell activation; interleukin-15-mediated signaling pathway; positive regulation of ERK1 and ERK2 cascade. Gene Ontology annotation, molecular function: MHC class II protein binding; protein tyrosine kinase binding. Gene Ontology annotation, cellular component: membrane raft; external side of plasma membrane. The transcript is spliced from 7 exons. The record is from RefSeq and is a predicted model, not a curated record. Bases 9 to 926 code for a protein of 305 amino acids. NCBI's taxonomy places the organism in Eukaryota, Metazoa, Chordata, Actinopteri, Kurtiformes, Apogonidae.
ACCAGAGAAUGAGGACUGAGAAGCUGAUCUUUGAUUUCAGGAGGAUUACACUGUUUGUACUUCUGCUGCUGCAGUUUACAAGAAUACACGGGAAUUCUUCCGACCAGAUUGUGAUAAGUGGAAGUGAAGUCACUUUACCUUGUAAACAUGCUGUAAAUCCUUAUCACGGAUGUGCUGGUACUACCUGGCUGUUUGAUCGAUCAAGGCCAAUAACACAGGACUCCCGGAUUCUGAAAAAUGAGGAUUCAAAAUCAGACAGAGUGAGACUUUUAGCAGAUUGCUCUCUGAACAUCAAAAACGUCAAUGUUCAGGAUGCUGGUCGUUACACCUGCAGACAUUUUGACAAAUCAGGACAAAAAGAUAAAGACAGUUUUCUCUCUGUUGUUACCUUGACUAAACAUUCCAUUGCUGAUAGGGUGACACUCAACUGUUCUUUGUGGUCUGAACGCUGCAGACACACAGUGAAGUGGGUCUACAAGGGCAAAGAUCUGGACAGAAAUCUAACAUAUCUGAAGGUGGCAAACGCUCCGUGCUCAAUAGCUGCACGUUUUCUGGAUAAUCCUCCUCAUUUUCCAUCCCAGUAUUAUCAUUUACUGAAGUGUAAAGUAAGAGAUACAAAUGGAAACAAGUUCAUCUUCCCAUAUGGGGCAUCAGGAGAUCUCAAAGUAACAACAAAAAUACAUCCCACUGCAACCACAAAUGUCAAUAAUCAAACACAACAACAAGAUUUUCCUCUUCUGUUGAGAAACAUCAUUGUGAGUGUGGGUUUAGCUGCACUCGUUAUAUCUGUGGUUACGGUCAACAUCUGGACGAGAAUUAAAAGGAACAAAACAAAAGCAGAGGGAAACACUGUCAAUAAUGAAGGAGUAAAUGAUGGUACUAUUAAUUAUGAAAACAUCAGAGAUCCUUGUGUCAGACUCAGCUGAUCGACUUCAACCACAGCCAAGAACUGACUCCUCUGAUGAAUAUUAUUGGUUUCAUUAUUGAUACAUAAACUGUAUGUUUUCGUUUGAGAUGGUAUU